AUGUCUCAUUCGCUCGGCCAGAUUGCUAGACGAUAUCGGCGCUACCGUCUUCCCUACCGGCGAAGCUAUUCGGUGCGCAUCCCUGGCGACGACGGGCAGGGUCUUCGGGACGUCAAGACGGUGGCAGACCUGAAAGAAUGGCAGCCUGGACGCCUUGUCUCGGAUGUCCAGCUUUGCGGCUGGGUUAGAUCAGUUCGCAAAAGCUCUAGCGUGCGCUUCGUUGACAUCACAGACGGCUCGUCUAUGAGACCUGUCCAGGCCGUCGUGGACAAGAGCUUGGCCGCAGACAUUCGCCCGGGUGCAGCCGUCCGCCUAAAGGGCAUCUGGCAUAUUGCAGGCCAGCCAAGUUUAGGUCAUGGCCAAGAGCAAGAGGCUGCUCAUUCUGCGGGAGCUGACCAUGGCCAGGCGCCGACAACAGCUGAGCUACGGGUCAGCGAGGUGGAAAUUCUUGGCUCGUCCAACCCCCAAACAUAUCCCAUUCAGAACAAAUAUCAAACUCCAGAGAGCUUACGGGCAAUAUCACAUCUCCGUCCGCGAACUCCCAUCAACUCCACACUCCUUCGGCUAAGAUCAGACGCCAUGGCCCUCCUAAGCCAAUUUUUUUUCCAUGAAAAGUUUCAGCAAACCCACCCCCCAAUCAUCACUUCAUCAGACUGCGAGGGCGCUGGUGAAGCGUUUACCGUCAAGAGCGGCGGACCGUCCGAGUUCUUCAGAGAUCCCAAGUACCUCACUGUCUCAUCACAGCUCCAUUUAGAGGCUCUAGCUCAAGCACUGGGAAAUGUUUGGGCUCUCUCACCAACAUUCCGAGCCGAGCAAAGUGACACUUCUCGGCAUCUGAGCGAGUUUUACAUGCUUGAAGCUGAAAUGAGCUUCGUUCAAGACAUGGAUGAAGUCAUGGAUCUCGCCCAAAGAAUGCUAGGGUCGCUUGCCACAGGACUCAGGCAGCUCAGCGCCGCCCAGGAACUCGAAAAUCAUCGGCUUGACUCCAGAGACCCGGCAGAACGCUUGGCAUUUGAGGACCUUGUCGAUCCCAAAGAGCUACAACAACGAUGGAAGGGUCUGAUGGCGCCGACAAGAUGGCCACGAGUGACUUACACGGAGGCCAUCGAAAUCCUCCAGCCUGUAGCCCACAUGUUUGAACACCAGCCUGUCUGGGGCUCCGGCCUUCAGUCGGAACAUGAAAGGUACCUUGCUGAAAAAAUCGGAUAUGACGAAGCGAGUGACGCAUUUAUGCCCAUCUUUGUCACCCAAUACCCGCGGGAUAUCAAAGCUUUCUACAUGCUUCAGUCAGAAUCCCCGCCACCCCAGGGGCAGACUGUUGACUGCUUCGACCUCCUAGUCCCCAAUCUCGGAGAGCUUGCAGGAGGCUCCAUGAGGGAGCAUCGGCUUGCCCAACUCGAGGACAAUAUGCGCCUACAUGGCAUGGAGGUCCCAACACAACGGAAAGCCAGAUCCAAUGAUAUGGGGUGGUACCUAGAUCUGAGACGCUGGGGUUGUCCUCCCCAUGGAGGGUUCGGCCUUGGCUUUGAUCGUCUGCUGAGUUAUCUCACCGGUGUACCCAACGUCCGUGAUGUGGUGCCAUUUCCGCGCCAUUUCGAGCGCUGCGAUUGCUAA
Messenger RNA from Trichoderma virens Gv29-8, 1614 nucleotides. RefSeq lists its product as uncharacterized. Lineage: Eukaryota; Fungi; Ascomycota; Sordariomycetes; Hypocreales; Hypocreaceae. The transcript has 4 exons. The record is from RefSeq and is a predicted model, not a curated record. Gene Ontology annotation, biological process: asparaginyl-tRNA aminoacylation. Gene Ontology annotation, molecular function: ATP binding; asparagine-tRNA ligase activity; nucleic acid binding. Bases 1 to 1614 code for a protein of 537 amino acids. Gene Ontology annotation, cellular component: mitochondrion.